Molecule: messenger RNA, 6673 nt
Organism: Vollenhovia emeryi
Lineage: Eukaryota; Metazoa; Arthropoda; Insecta; Hymenoptera; Formicidae
Product: nuclear receptor coactivator 2
Exons: 22
Coding region: 1474-6291 (1605 amino acids)
Biological process (GO): cellular response to hormone stimulus; positive regulation of transcription by RNA polymerase II
Cellular component (GO): nucleus
Molecular function (GO): nuclear receptor binding; protein dimerization activity
Source: RefSeq, a predicted model, not a curated record
CCCUCGAAAGUGCGUUGCCGCGAGUGCGCGAAAACGUCUCCUCCCCCCCCGGGGGUGGUGGGUGGCCGCGCGGGCGUUAUAAUGCCGGAUAGCGCGCGGCGCCGCAAGAAAGCAGCGGCCGGGUUUCUACGUUCCGUUUUUAUUCGCUCGUCGGACGGUCCGCUGCUCCGCUGAGAGUCAAGUUCGUCGCGCUCCGCUGUGCGCGCCGCGCCGCCGCGUCCGUGGCGCGCUCUCGCGCGGCGUUCACCAUCGCGCUUUCGAUUGUGCGUCUCUCCGUCUGCCGGCGAUACGACGACGAGGAGGAGGAAGAAGAAGAAGAAGAGGAGGAGGAGAAAAAGAAGGAGGAGGAGGAUAGGGGCCGUCUUCGCGGGGACGACGAGGAUCGAUCCGCUCGGCGCAAAGAGCCCUUGAACUUGGUGGACCACGAGCGAGUUCGGGAGGAUCAACAGGAGGGCCCACGGCGGCGGAAGGGAAAACUCGGCCGGCUCGAGCUUCCGCCGGCGGGAAGAGCUUGAGGUAAACACAACUUGCGACUUUGCGGGCCCGAAGAGGCCCGAAAGGACCAAGAAAAGAAUCGAGAGCAGCACGGUCGUAGGGAGGGAAGGAAUCGGAGGAGGGCCCGGCUUCGGGGAAGAGACACUCCCCAUCGCUCGUGCUGCGGGCCCACCCCGACGACGCGUACGCGAUCCCGAUAGAGAGAUCACGCUGCCCGUCGAUCACGCCAUCGACUCUCGCCGUGAAUCGCGAGCCGAUUCGUGCGCGGAGGUGCGCACAUACACACACACACACACACACACACACCCCUCGCCCAGCACCUGCGCUCGGAGAGGAGAAAGAGGCAGCGUCGAAUGUCGUCGAGCUCGGGGAAGACGCCUGAAAACCGUCGGCGGAAGGAUGAUGCAGCUUCCGACUCAUCAUCGGAUGUCCCCGUCGAGCUCGGUUGGCUAAUCGGCGACUGAGUCGCGAGAAACGAUAUCCGCUCGUGCAACAAUUUCGAUUUCCUCCCCCGAGGUGCUCGGGAAGAGAGAGAGAUAUAUAUAUAUAUAUAUAUAUCUCCGGGACAUCGUGCGUGCGUGUGUACGAACCGAGCCGUGGGAAAAAGCGGAUUCGAACGGAUUCGCGGUUAUUCUUUCCCGUCGGUUCCCUCUUUCAUUUUUCUGCUGUUUUAUUUUUCUUCCUUAUCCGAAUCGCGGCGACGAGAGCGUGUUGAUUUCUGUGAUACUGGUGUCGCGCGUGGUGGUUAACGACCCUUGUUGUUCCCUCAGUGGUGGAAUAUCGACGGUGCAGUGGUGAGAAGUUCUGUUGGUGCGCGCGACGGUGGUGCCCCGCGAGAGAAAGAGAGCGAGGAAUACAGGAGGAGGAGGAGAGUGAGAAGGAGAGAGCGUCUCUCGUUGCACGCGUGACUUUCAAUUCAUUACCACGGAUCUCCCCCGGCAGUUCGACGCCGCGCCCACCCUCGAUGAGAGGAGGCACAUGUCCAUUGCUGCCGCUGAAAAUGCAGGGCCUGGCCCGUGUGAAUUGCAAGACCCGUUGUGGGUCAAAAUGAGUGCGAUUACUGGCGGCAUUACCAAGAAAAGAAAGAAAUCAGAUGCGAAGCCUCAGUCGCAGAUUAACAAGUGCCUUAAUGAAAAAAGACGACGGACCCAAGAGAACUUGUACAUCGAUGAGCUUGCCGAGCUGAUUUCCGCAACGGACAUGAGCUCUGGGAAGAGUGACAAAUGCAUGAUCCUUCGCAAAGCCGUCACUCAGAUUCGGCACUUUACUGGUCAACCAGAGGGCCAUUCCAAUAGUCAUGCUGUGCAACAGGGAGAAGUGUCUUCGUCGAAUCCUAAUAUACUGUCCAUCGAUCAAAUUGGCCCCAUCUUACUUCAGGCGGUAGACGGCUUUAUGUUCAUUGUAAAUACGGAGGGCUGCGUGACGCACGUUUCGGAAAAUAUAACGCAGUACACGAAGUACACGAAGGACGAUGUACUUGGAAAGGAUAUUUACAACAUUAUUCAUCAUGGAGAUCACAACACCUUCAUGUCCAGUGUGUUACCCUCUGUAGGCUGGACCAGCGAUCCUCAGCCUCAGUCCAAGAAUCGCGUCUUCAAUUGCCGCUUCUUGGUGAAGCCGCCCGACGAUAAGGACGAGACUGUGGAAGAGAAGCAACAGCGAGUCUCGAAGUAUGAGUCUAUGCAAAUCUGUUCUCUUCUUCUGUCCGAACACGUAGAAAGCGGUGAUGCAUCCUCCGAAUCAUCAGACCCUGGUCUGUUGUGCAUAGUGCGUAGGAUAUCGCCGAACGAGAAGCCCAUCAAUACUUUCAUUGAGCAAUUCACCGUCAAAUUAGAUACCACCUGGAAGAUUAUUGCGGUCGACAUCAGUUGGUUAACUCCCCCUUACACCGAGUACCUAAAGAAGGAUUUUUUGGUAGGCACAAUAUUUAAGGAUCUGUGCCACCCUCAUGAUCUCAGUACGCUCAUGAAGCAUUUGAACGACACGAUCCAAGCCGGAGAAAGUACGAGUGAUGUGUACCGGCUACGCAUUAGUCCUGAUAAGUUCCUUAAGAUUCAAACGAAGUCAAGGGUUUUCAAAGCAAACAUGAUGAAUACGCACGAGAACGACUUCAUAAUGGCAACUAAUUCCAUCAUUGGGGAGGACAAUGACUUAAUGAUCGAGGGUGGUCAGCUUUCCAACAACAAAGUGUGCUCAGGACACUCAAGCAACCGUUGUGCAAAUAAUAGUAAUAAUAAUAACGGUAACAAUAACAAUAACGUGGGUGGCCCGCUGAUGUCCGUCGCGCAUCUGAACGGUCAAGUGAGUGGUAUCAGUGCUCGCGGUAUGGCGACGACGGCCGCCACUUCGUCGAACUCGAUCGCCUUUAGCACGGGGGGUGCUGGCAGCGGCGGCGGUGGUGGCGGCGGUGGCGGUGGCAGUGACUCGUGCAACCCCCUGACGUCGCUGAGCACGUCAGCCGGCAAUCCGUUCAACCACUUUUCGGGGAACAUGGACCUGGAAUUCGAGCUCUUCCCCAGUUCCACAUGGGACUUGGACGGUAGCGCCGGGUGGACGGAUAGGCCGGAGUCGAGAGCGAGCGGGCCACCGAAUUCGCGACCACCUUCCCAGCCAUCCCCGACAUCACCGAGCCCGCAGGGAACCUUCUCUAACUCGACGUUAAUGCCUAUGGGCAGUCUUAGCCCAAGUACGGUCUGCGUCGCUCCCACCUUCAGUAAUUCGUUCCCCUUCAGCCCUCUGCAGGAGACCACGCAGACGGCCACGUUGAGUAACGCUGCCAGCAGUGUCAACGCCAACGGCAGCGGCGGCGGCGCCGGCGGAAGCGGCAUCAGCAGCGGUGUCGGUGCCGUCGGCAAUAACACCGCCACGUCCACGGUGAAACGAACGGAGGAGAGCAACAAGAGCGGAUGUCCUACUAGCAACAGCGGUGGCGGUGGUGCCAUGGACAGUACGACUACGAGGACCAGCAAUACUGCCGUCACCGCCGUCGAGACUCAGAACAGCAGUGUAGUGUCCACCGAGUCCGGUAGGCUCAGAAACUUAUUGACGAAGGGCCCGAGCGCUAGUGAGGAUAGUCAGGACAAUGCGAAUAACGAUUCGGAUAGUCAGGGCAAAAAUCGGAUAUUGAAGAUCCUGUUGAACGCGCAGGACGAAGACGACUGUCAUUCGGAGCAUAAAGUGCGUACGAGCCCGAGCAACAUGCCAAAGCCAAGCAUGGAGUACUCCAAGUCGUCGCUCGGAACCAACAACAUGUUAUUGCAGUUAUUAAACGAGAAAAAUGACGACGAUGACGAAGAAACACGUGCCGGGAAGAAAAGAAACGAACUUCUGCAACAGCUGAUGAAAAGCGACGACGAAAUAAAGUUGCCGGACCCACAGAGUCGAGAAGAUGAUCCUCUUUUGCGGAGUCUUGGAUUCAACACGACGCCGUCUCCGUCGCAAUCAGGCGAUCACAUGGCUCUCGGGAAUACGAUGCAGGUAGGCCAGAAGAGGCCGGGAGAGGAUGGCGACUUAAACAUAGCCGUGAAACGGCCUGUGGAUGGCUCGCAUCAGGUGUCUUCUUCGGGAGCUAGCUCCUCGAGUAAUUCAACGAGCAAGCUAUGGGAGAAGAACAAAAUGUUGGCAUCCUUACUGGCGAAACAGCCACCGCAGCCAACGAAUAUCCCACCGAUCCCUGCUUCCGUGAUAUCGUCUAUCCCACAGGAUAAGCUGCCUCGCUUAAAACAACAGCAGCAACAGCAGCAGCAGCAGCAGCAGCAACCACCUCCGCAACCGCAACAACAGCAGCAGCAGCAGCAACAACAACAGCAGCAGCAGCCUUGGACCGGUGGCAGUAUGCAAGUUGGUAAUAACGCGAGCACGACGACCACGCCGUCGGCGCGUCCUCUUCAAAGCCAGUCGAGACAACUACCUCGUCAAUCAACCAAUGCCUACCUCAGUCAUAUGCUAAGUCAACAACAAAGGCCCCAAAUGGGACCAAUCGAGUCCGAGUUUCCGGGCGGUGGAGAAUACCGUCAAAGCAACGAUCCAACCAACUGGAACAAUCAAUCGUCGGAUCCGGACCUCUCGGAAAUUUUGGAUCAAGUUAUCGAUUUUGUCCCGGACGAAGAUGUCGCAAGAAAUCUUCUAGAUGCUAUCGAAACGCCGGAGAGCGUGAUGAACGUGGCGAACAUGAACGAGACAAUGGCGAUUAACGCUAUUCAGAAGAAUUUAAUGUUGUGCGAGACUGUCGUGAAUCCAACAUCUUCCAGCAUAGCUAUGUCCAGCACGCCACCAGCCUAUUCUACCGCGUUGGGAACCACACCUGUGACGACUAGUCACAGUUACCAACCACCUCCUCUGUACCCACAGCCCAGGAUGAGGUUUGGUGCCCAACCAGGUAUUAGACAGACCGGCCAGUUUACGCAGUUACAGUUGCAACAGCAACGCUCUAAGCUCAUACAGCAUCAGCAGCAGCAGCAGCAGCAACAGCAGCAUAAGCAACGAUUAUUGCAGCAGCAGCAGCAGCAGCAUUUGCUUAUCCCAUCGAAUGCUACUGCGACGGAUCAAAUUAAUAGUGGUAUUCAAAACAUCGACAACCUUUUGAACAAUACCGUUGCGCCGCCGAAUGUGUCGUUGCAGCGGUCGAGUGUCCCAGAUUCACAAGUUUCUCCAGGCUAUGGGGCAUCCGUCCAGAUGGCUUCUGGUCACCGACUCGCUCAUCCGUAUUCCCAUCAAUCGACGAUACCGCAGCACCACAUCGUGAAUAACAAUUACAACAGUGGUCAACCAGUGUCUACAACAUCGAGGCUUUCGCCACAUUCUCCGGCCAGUAUGCUGCCGUUCCCUCAUCCGCAGCCAUUAUCGCCACGGGUGGCACAAGGUAAUUACGGCAACACACCGAGAUUAUUCAACGUGAACCAGGUGAGGCCGCAACAGCAGGUCGCGGCGCAGCAACAGUUACAACAGCAACAACAACGAUCGAUGCCCUCGCCUGGAACGGCAGCCUCCGCUCGGCAGUCCCCGUUUCCUGCCGAAGCGUUUCCUCCACCGACAUCGCCUACAGCCAGCCAAUUCCCACCGGGUCCCAAUACCGGGGCACCAAAUCCGUCAGCCCAGUAUCGACUGCAACGGACCACGUCUACACCUUCUGCUACGACUCAGUUGCCAGGUGGGAUUGGUUCGCCUCGGCACUACGGCGGCGUGAGUAAGGAACAACCUCUUCUUUCACCUAGUCAUUCACACUCGGCUUGCCCGGCAACACCUACCCAUAAUCAACACAACGCCACCAACACACAACAUUUCUCGAGUCAACAACACACUCCCAUGCUAUACCAACACGCCAACGCGAACACUAUCAACACGGCAGACAUGCAGAACAGUCAGUUCUGUUACGAUCGGUCGACAGUACCGCUCUAUCCACCUGGCGGAGAGGCGCAAGAUGUCAGGUCACUGCCUCCGAGCAAUACCGUCAAUCACCAAAUGGGUGGUAACGUCAGCUCGGAAUUCGUGCGGCAGAAAUUGAUAACGGUUGUCGGCGCGCGAACGCAGCAGCAGCAACAGCAGCAGCAGCAACAGCAGAGAGUGCCCAACAACCUGCAGAAUAAUCUUUCUGGUCAAGUUUCUCAGGACGAACUUGAAGCACUUGGUCUGACAUUCGAAAUGCCUUCUGCAGGUGAGGCUGUGGUUAGCGAUGGCCCCGCCAAGAUCUGGGGGAGCGCCGGAAGUGCCCCCUCGUCCUCCAGGAUUACUAUGGAGGAGGCACGAGGUGAUCCGACGAAGUCAUCGUUGCUGCAGAAGCUACUGCAGUCCGAGUGACUGCAGGCCAUCCCGUCAUGCAGUAAAGAGUUAUAUGUAAUAUAUUUUUGAAUGUGCGGAGAGCGGAACGGAGAUAUAUAGGACGUAAAAAAAAAAAAACGCGGACGAGAGCCAGAGUGUGAACGGGAGUAGAUGCGCGAGAGAGAAAGAAAGCGAGAGUUAUAAAAUGCAUAUACACUUAUACGUAAUGGAUACUAUUGUAUUAUAUGUAACGUCACACACGGAGUCAGUAUUCAUAUACGUAUCACCAAAUACAAUGCAAAACUAGCGCGCGGUGCUCUCUAGAAUGUUGCCCGUCGGUCAGUCGAGGAAGACGGGACGAGAGAGUGAGAGCGGGAGAGGAGAAUGGGAGAUUAGAAAGAAGAGAGAGAGAGAGAGAGAG